This is a messenger RNA of Oppiella nova, 659 nucleotides long. NCBI's taxonomy places the organism in Eukaryota, Metazoa, Arthropoda, Arachnida, Sarcoptiformes, Oppiidae. The record is from the annotation of a GenBank genome assembly.
AUUUAAUGAUCACAUAAAUUAUAAUGACUAGAAAAUUAUCAUUUGACUUGAUUCGCAAAAACACGAAAACCCCACAUGACAUGGAAGGAAAUGUAGGUGACCAGGGUAUUAAAAAUAAUAAGUUUCAACUAAAAUGGCCAAAAUGGUUGCGAAAGGAUACAGAUAAAACCACAAACAAAGAGGACAUAGAUUUGGCAAAAGAGGUGACAAUUGAGGAGCACUUGUAUACACUAAACAAGUUGUGCCAAACACUGGGCACGAGCUGCGAGUCGGGUAUCAGUGAUAGUGAGGCCGAUGUGCGCCUUAAACGGGACGGACCUAACGCUUUCACACCACCCAAACAGACCGCGUGGUAUAUACUACUGGGCCGGCAGAUGACCACCGCGUUUGCCAUUAUUUUAUGGAUUGCCUCUAUCAUCAGUUUUGCGUGUUAUGCGAUUGAUACUAACAUUGAAUAUAUUAUUGUCGGAGUAGCACUGGCCCUAGUGGUGAUAAUAACUGGAACAUAUUCGUAUUCACAGGAAGCUAGCAGCAGCAAGAUUUUUAAAUCGUUUAAAAAUAUGAUCCCGCAGCCGGGAUACGGUCUCCACUUUUGCAGUAGACUAGAUCGCCGACCACUAAUAGGUUGGCCGGAACUUCCUUUCGCUGCCCACCCCUGA